This is a messenger RNA of Aspergillus lentulus, 519 nucleotides long. RefSeq names its product mediator of RNA polymerase II transcription subunit 11. Gene Ontology annotation, molecular function: transcription coregulator activity. The record is from RefSeq and is a predicted model, not a curated record. NCBI's taxonomy places the organism in Eukaryota, Fungi, Ascomycota, Eurotiomycetes, Eurotiales, Aspergillaceae. Gene Ontology annotation, cellular component: mediator complex. Gene Ontology annotation, biological process: regulation of transcription by RNA polymerase II.
AUGGCUGAGGGCAGCAGCUCUGCACAACCAGAUCAAGUGUUUACUUCAGCGGACCGGAUCCGGCAGUUGAACGAGGUGGACAAGGAUGUUGCAAAACUAAUUCACUCCGCCGGUCUCGCGAUCCAAGCCCUCACAAACGCCAGAACGGGCGACUCCCCCGAGGACACUUCCCUCGAGUCGCAUAAAACGCGGUUUAAAGAGGCUACGUCGCAGUACUUCGCGCUUCUUUCCUCCAUCGAUGUCAGAUUACGUCGCCAGGUAUACGCUCUGGAGGAAGCUGCUAUCCUAGCGCCGGAAUCGGCCUCGAGGACUGGUGAUCUACCUGGUGCUGGCGGAGGAGGGGCAACGGGUGUUUCAAACCCGUUGGACGUCAGCUGGCUGAAUAGCAGGAAGGACACCGUAGGGAAGGAUAAGGAAGCUGAGCUAUGGGCAGCAGCGAGGCAGUUUGUGGAACAACUUGGCGAUUCCUCAGCUGCGAGGGUGAAGACGGAAGGAGGACAUGAGAUGGAGGUCGAUUGA